Messenger RNA from Gastrolobium bilobum, 669 nucleotides. RefSeq names its product putative FBD-associated F-box protein At5g56430. Gene Ontology annotation, molecular function: protein binding. The transcript has 5 exons. The record is from RefSeq and is a predicted model, not a curated record. NCBI's taxonomy places the organism in Eukaryota, Viridiplantae, Streptophyta, Magnoliopsida, Fabales, Fabaceae. The coding region runs from base 1 to 669 and encodes 222 amino acids.
AUGGAUGAUAGGAUCAGCACAUUACCGGACACAGUUCUCUUCCACAUUUUGUCUUUUCUGCCAAUCGACGAAAUUGUAGCCACAAGUGUUCUCUCCAAAAGGUAUCUCUCGGAGCUUCUUUCUGGGUGUCCAGUUCUUGAUGAUUUGGAAGCAGUUGAUUUGUAUUUUGAUAACUGUCAUGGACAUGACAAAAAACUACAUUCUAGAAGGGUUUUUGCGCUUAAAGGUACUGAAAAUGUGAUUUACAUCUUUCUAUUUUUCAUUUUCAAGGAAAAUGGGAUCUCUGAUAUUUUGAUAUUAUCACUCUUGCAGAUGAAUGGUGUGCAUUGGCUUGAUAUAAUAGAAGUGCUCCAGCAUUGUCCCAAGUUUCAAAUUCUCGCCCUUCAUCAGGAAUUUGUACACCGUCAUGGACAGGAAGUUGAUUGCUCAUGCCCACUUUCUGUUCCUGAAUCCAUUUCAUUGAAUCUUAAAACUUGUUGUCUCACUAAUUACAAAGGCUCGAAAGGUGAGGUUCGAUUUGUAAGAUAUGUAAUGCAAAAUGCAAGGCUUUUACGGUCCAUGACAAUCUCUGUUGUCGAAGCUGUCAAACUAGAGGAAAAGCUUGAGAUGAUAACAAAAUUAUCUUUGUGCACAAGGCUCUCUGCAACAUGUGAACUUGCAUUCAAAUGA